AUGGUCAUCAAUGAGACGCGGAAACGCCUGCUCAGGCAGCUGAACAGCAGGUAUAUCUACGGGAGAUAUGUACGUCCUCUCCCUUCAACACACCAGCGGACAAGGCACAGUCUGCUGACAUACACGCCUAGCCACUCCUCCAUGCAAUCAUCGCCCUAAUACAAAUCACCAUGGUCUCGAUCCUCGUGCGCAAGUUCAACGCCUACUAUGCCAACAGGCCGGUGCUCACCACCAUGAUCACCAACGCCGUACGUCUAUACCAUAUCCUCGACAGAAAGAGCACGUGUCACUGACGAUGGAUGUACACAGGUCCUGGGAGGCAUAGCAGACACCGUUGCGCAAACCCUCACAGCGGUGCGCAUGCGCCAACGACAAAAACAAUUGCGCAACGAAGACGAUGCAGAAAGCAAUUUGCUCUCGAUCGAAAUUCACGAGCUGGACCGCAAAGUCCCCUGGCCGGACCAGGACGACUACCGCAGCGUCACCCGCCGUGGCCCACCGCCCUUCGACUUCGAGCGCCUGACCCGCUUCAUGGCGUACGGGUUCAUGAUGGCGCCAAUACAACACAAAUGGUUCGGAUGGCUGAGUCGACUGUUCCCCAUAGAAGGAGGAAAGGGAACCACCAAUGCGCUGAGGAGGGUAGCCUUCGACCAGUUUCUGUUUGCGCCAUGCGGUCUGGCGGCGUUCUUCACCUUCAUGACGGUCGCAGAGGGAGGCGGAAAGAGAGCAGUGACGAAGAAAUUCCAGGAUGUAUAUCUGCCUGCGCUCAAGGCAAACUUCUUGGUGUGGCCUCUGGUGCAGGUCUUGAACUUCCGCGUGAUUCCGAUUCAGUUCCAGAUUGUGAGUAUCAACCAUCGGUCGAACGAAGGAUGGAUGGAACGAAGCACUAACACUUUGAUCACAGCCCUUCGUAUCGACAAUCGGCAUCUUCUGGACGGCGUAUCUGUCACUCACCAACUCAUCGGAUGAGCCAGUCGUGAGCCCAGACGAACGCUCUCCGGGCCGCUCACCUGCGCGAUCUCCCGCAUGA
This is a messenger RNA of Lecanosticta acicola, 1030 nucleotides long. The record is from the annotation of a GenBank genome assembly. Lineage: Eukaryota; Fungi; Ascomycota; Dothideomycetes; Mycosphaerellales; Mycosphaerellaceae.